CGUGGGAGCUGAUGCAGCUAGUCAGCAACAAGAAAAAACAACUGUUCUCAUAAACUUGGUACCCCAAGAAGAUAAGUUUGAUGAUACAGCAGCAUUGUUAAUAUAUCAGAAAUUCUGGCAUAAAGAGAUUAUCACUGACGCCUCACUCUUUGGUACCUAUGAAGUAAUUUUUGUUCACUAUCCAGGCCUUCCACCAUCUCCACCUUCAAGUGUUUCUGGUAUAGAUGUUGAACCAUACAUUGGUCCAGGCAACAACAAUGGAACAAUAGUCAAGCCUCUAGGAGUAGAUGUUCCGAGUAAGCGAAAAGAAGGAAGUAGUAGAAGAAUGGCUGCUACCAUUGUGCUGUCAUCUUUUGCUGCAUUUGUUCUACUCAUUGGAAUUGUCUGGUUUUGUCUGUUGAAAUGUAGUUUCUGUGCAUUUGAACCUGAACAAAUUCCAGAUGUUGUAUUUUCAUUCUCUUCAAAGCGAUCGGCCUCAGGCGCGGCUAGUUCAUCGACUUAUUGGAGCAUGCCAGGUUCUAGAUCAAUGUCCUUCAGUUCAGGAACAAUAACAUAUACAGGAUCAGCUAAAAUCUUUACCUUGAAUGAAAUAGAAAAGGCGACAAAUAACUUCAAUCCGUCACGAAUACUAGGAGAAGGUGGCUUUGGUAUUGUUUACAAAGGUAGCCUAUAUGAUGGCAGGGAUGUGGCAGUGAAGAUUCUCAAAAGAGAUGAUCGUCAAAGUGGCCGCGAAUUUAUGGCAGAAGUUGAGACACUUAGCCGCUUGCACCAUAGAAAUUUGGUUAAACUGAUAGGUAUAUGCAUUGAGAAACAAACUCGCUGCCUAGUCUAUGAGCUUGUUCCUAAUGGCAGUGUAGAAUGCCACUUACAUGGUGUUGACAAGGAAACUGAUCCACUUGAUUUAGGGGCAAGGAUGAAGAUUGCACUUGGUGCAGCUAGGGGAUUGGCUUAUCUGCAUGAAGAUUCAAAUCCAUGUGUAAUACAUAGGGACUUUAAAUCCAGCAACAUCUUACUGGAACAUGAUUUUACACCAAAGGUUUCAGAUUUUGGACUGGCUAGAACAACAUUGGAAGAGGGAAACAAGCACAUCUCCACACAUGUUAUGGGAACAUUUGGCUACCUAGCUCCUGAGUGUGCAAUGACUGGCCACCUUCUUGUCAAAAGUGAUGUUUACAGCUAUGGAGUUGUACUCCUUGAGCUCUUAACUGGAAGAAAACCGGUGGAUUUGUCACAACCACGAGGUAAAGAAAACCUUGUUGCUUGGAUUCGUCCGCUUCUGACGAGUAAGGAGGGUUUGUUGAAGAUCAUAGACCCAGUUAUUAAGCCCUACAUUUCACUUGAUACUGUGUUAAAAGUUGCAGCCAUUGCAUCAAUGUGUGUGCAACCAGAAGCCACUCAACGUCCUUUCAUGAGUGAAGUUGUUCAGGCCUUGAAGCUUGUAUGCAGUGAGUCUGAGGAAACAAGUAAUGUAAGAACAAGGAGUUUUCAAAACGAUGAUCACGUGACUGAUGUAGAAGGGAAAAUCUUAAGAGUUCCUAGUUAUAGAGUGAACUUUUCAGUGUAACAAUUGUUUUUGUUGUUCGUCAUUGAAAGUUACUAGCAAUAUCACUAAUAACUUUCAUUACAAGGUACCAAUUGUGGAUGAAGAAAUCAUUUCGAUUCAUUUCUUUUAAA
Messenger RNA from Cicer arietinum (chickpea), 1674 nucleotides. RefSeq names its product receptor-like serine/threonine-protein kinase ALE2. The record is from RefSeq and is a predicted model, not a curated record. Gene Ontology annotation, molecular function: ATP binding; protein kinase activity. NCBI's taxonomy places the organism in Eukaryota, Viridiplantae, Streptophyta, Magnoliopsida, Fabales, Fabaceae. Gene Ontology annotation, biological process: protein phosphorylation.